GGGGAGAGGUGUCCGCCCAGCAGCCGGCUCCCUCCUUCACUUUCUCGGUGCAGCUGAGCGCGGCGCGAUGGGGGGCAUCGAGUGGGCCAUGUGGGCGAACGAGCAGGCGCUGGCCUCCGGCCUGAGUGAGUUUUUUGGGGGGACCCGAGGAGGGAGGGGGGAUGGACACCAGCAUCUCUCCUUGCUAAGUGGAGCAAAAGGGCCCCUGAGCAAGUGCGGAGUGUCCUUGUCGCCCCAGGCAAGGAAAAGCGGGCGAUGCCAGGUUAGAAACUGUUCUGAGCCCCCUUCCCGAAAUCUUUCCUUCGCGAAAGAAUUUGAGUCCCUCCAGCAGGUUUGUGGCCCGGGAGUCCUCUCUUCCUCCUCCAAUUCCCCUCACCCCCACAGUGGUGUGGUUAAACCAGAGUAAAUGAAGGAAUCUGCACUUUGCCCAUUGCAAGGGGCUCCAUAGCCUCAGUCCAUUUGUUUUGUGCCGGAGUGGGUGGGAUUAAAAAAAUUGGGGCGCAUCUUUUAGUGGAGUAGCUUUGGGCUGGGGAAAGCAGGGGGACCGGGUUAAAUGUGAGCGAGAGAGAGCCUGCCUGUGAGUUUGCAGAGCCAAGACUGAAAUUCUCAACCCCUUAAGUUCUCCCUUCUUUUUAAAAAAUAAAGAAAUAAAAUGUAUUUGUUCCUAAACAUUGAGCAUUCCAAUUAAACGUGCUUUUGUGAAAUUCCCAGUAUGUCAAUGGCCAGCAAUGAUAUGCCCUUUCCCCCAUUAAUCUCAAAUUAGUCUUGAUGAAACCAAAUCUUAAACUUUGAAUUUGCAUAGUGACUGCAACAGUUUUUACUCGUGUUUCAGUUCUGCCUUGCCAUCGGGUUAUGUGUGUGUUGUGACUCUCCUUGAUGUAUUUCCUUGCUGUGUGGGAGAGCAGUUCACCUGCCCUGUGGUGGUUAUGUUAAACACAUAACACACACCCUUUUUUGAUGGGGGCAUCCUUUUUAAUUGGGGCAGGAAGGAGACUUCUAGAUUUUUUGAGGGGAAAGGACUUUAACCUGGCUUGGCUGUGACCAUCAGAACCAAGGAGAUUUUUGUGCUUUCCUUUUGAGGAAGUGCAAUGGAUGAAAAUAAGGAAGGAAACUUGAUGUUGCCAUUAGCCCAGGAGUGAUCUGUGCAGGCUAGGGCAUUUGCAAGCACACAGCCUUCCAUUUUCCUGUUAGUUAAGGUGGAGUAACCAAGAGCCAUAUUGUGUAUCCAUAUUCAAAAUCAUUAGGGCUGAUUAGUUGGCCAGCAUCACUCAAUAGGACUUCUUGCAGUAAGGAAAGUGAUGGGGAAAGUGUGUGGUAAAAUUUGCUUUGAUGGACCAGACUUCCCUGCACACAGAAUAAAUGUUCAUUAAAUAGUCAGCAACAUAUAAUCUUCCUACAAACAAAUCAGGUUGAUUCCUCAAUAUAUAGGUUGUUUGGAAGCAGCCUGAGACUCUUAUCAAAACGGACAGCCCACAAACAUCCCAAAUGAGGUUUUUUUACUGGGUGCAUUGCUUAGCAUCCUGCAUCUGUUUGAGACAGCUCCUAUACAUAAGCGAAAGGGACCCCAGGCAUUUGGUGGCUGAAGGUUACUGUUCCUGACAACCCUGAGAUCCAUAAAUGAAAUAAUAUUUUUAAUUGUAACUGGGGUUUAAAAAAACAUUUUAACUAUUUUAGAACACUUUAAAAAAAUGUGUUUGCCAACCUGGGCUCCUUCAGGAGGAAGGGGGGAUAUAAAUUCAAUACAUAAUAAAUAAUCAGAACCCAGGGGACUACAGCUGAGCACUCAACAGAAAUGUGUAAAUGUAUCCAACUUUCAUAUUUUAUACCUUUGAUAGCACAAAUUCUUUUUUUCAAAUUUCCGCACCACGUUUAAAGCGUGUGGCUUCCUUCAAAGGAUCCCGGAAGCUGCAAAUUGUUAAGGGUGCUGGGAAUUGCAGCUCUGUGAGGGAAUAAACUACGUUUCCCAGGAUUCUUUGGAGGAAGCAAUGUGUUUGAAAUGUAAGGUGUGUACGCAGCCCCAGUCUAAACAUUGUACUGUUUGCUUUGCAUCUGUCAAUUGUUAUGUACUGUACGUCUUUCAUACCUAAAACAUGUACUCUCAACAUAAUGGAUAGUUUUACCUUGAGGCAAUGUGAAAACUGGACGUGUGUUUGUGUGCAAAUACUUGCACUUCUGGCUGCAAGUGCAGUUGCUGAAUUUGAGAGACAUAGCAUCGGCGCUUAGCCUGUGUUGAUUUGCGUGUGCCCCUCAGUCUUAUUUUUAUGUAAAACGAAAGCCAAGACUCUAAAUAUAAACAAAUCUAAUUCACAGAUAAACCUUUCAGUUACCGGUAAUCCUGGGAUAUCAUUUAGCCCCUAAACAGCAUCUUUAAAAAGAGAGAGUUUCAUGGUACCAUAAACAUAAAAAGAUUUCUUUCAGCAUAAACUUUCAUAGACUAGCUUUGUGGAGUGUUUAUUUGUAUGGCAUGCUACAGUAAAUCGUUUUGUCUCUAAUUUCCCACAAGACCCUUCCUUGUUUUCACUGCACCAUUAUUUGGAUCUUUUGAAGCUGGUAUCUUAAGAUGACGCGGAGCUCAGACGUCUUUGCCAGCUCCUUUAAUUCCUGCAUAGUUCGGCCUUCAUGCUGUAAUCACAGCAGUGCACAGAACAUCCCGUUUGCUUCCACAGGCCUGCUGGUGUGCUCGAAUGCGUCCAUCUGGCGCUCUGCUUGACGCAUCCCAGAUGUCCGCCUGGGUCCUUUCAGACAAGGAGGGCCUGGUGGCACGGCCAUGACAAGUUCUUGCUUUUUAAAACUUCAGUUGCCCUGUGAACCAAAACACAAGAGGCAGCAGAAGGGAGCUGUUUCUGGCUGCUUUCUCGAAAUGACUUUGCCGCUGGGAGCCUCGCAUGCUCCCUUGACAAAAUAAGAAAUGCUGCCCAGGUCAGAGGAACCAGCAGCCCCAGCCUUGCGUGCCUUUUCUGCAGAAGUGGGCUUGUUGUCUGUACAUACAGAGAAAGUUCCUUUAAUCUGGGUUAGUGAGUUCACACAGACAGAGGAGGGUUUAUGGCCUAGCACCUUGCAAAAACUUUUUCAUGAAAUCAGUGCUUGCUCCUGUUCCACACCCACCCACCCAGAGCAGUCAGGGGGUGAGGCAAUGACAGACUGGGAGAAGGUUUCACUUCUUGGUUCUUCUUCCUUGCAAAGAUCUGAUGGUGGUAAACUAGCCUUGUGGGAAUUUCCCUGAGAUCAGGUGACCUAGUAGGAAGUGAGGCUCUAAAGGAAAGAGGCAUAUGAAGAAACCUGUCUGCUAGAUCAGGCCAAAGGGGACCCGUCUAGUUCAGACUCCUUUUUGCACUGUGGCUAACCAGAUGCCCCAAUGAGGGGCAGACUCUGGUCUUUCACCUGCAUCCUGUGCAAGACCAAAAUUUGGCAUGUCUCCACCCAUCGCCUCCCAUUCUACACAUGCACUACAUUAUAGCUGUGACUCCCUAUGGCUCCCCACUGUUAUGUAUUGAAGUUCUCACCCUGGCCACCAGGAGUAUCGUGUAUGUAGUUUUCACUCAGCUCCCACUGUUAUGUAUUGAAAUUCUCACCCUGGCCACCAGGAGUAUCGUGUAUGUAGUUUUCACUCAGGUCCAUGUCAGUUACUUUAGGCGGGAAACCUUGCUGGAUCGCCGAGGGCCAGUACCAGAGUCCAGGUGGCCUUGCGGAUUUCCUGGGUGGAGAGUUAAGCAGCUUCUGAGGCCACGGCCUCCUCAGUGGCUUUCUGCAGCGUGAGGUCUGGUUUGGCAAGGAGACGCCUAAAGUAACUGACAUGGACCUGAGUGAAAACUACAUACACGAUACUCCUGGUGGCCAGGGUGAGAACUUCAAUACAUAACACCCACUGUGGGGGAACCGGCCGUGCUGCCGUAAAUCUGCCACUAUGGAAACUGCCCCCUCCCCACCCACCCCCAAACUUGGCUUAUCUAGCGCAAUAUAGCCUACACUGGCUGGCAGCAGUUCUCCAGGGUUUCAGGCAGGAGUCUUUCCUAUCUGUUCUCAGAGAUGAAGGGGGUUGAAUCUGGCAGGUACUCUGCCCCUGAGUUAUGGCCCUUCCCUGAGCUUAUAUCCGCCCCCUGCACCCCCACCCCCACCCUAAAGAUUUCUUCCACAUUUGCAAACAUUGGAGUUUCCCUGAUGCCUCCUUCCCUCUUGCACCAAGAUGGUGACAUUUUUGACUACGCAAACACCAGCAGAAACAAAGGGUAUGACCUGAUCCCGGAGGCAGUAGCAUACAGGCACUGUGUGACUCUUAGCCACUGAUAGCCUCCUCCUCUGUGAAUUAGUCUAAUCCUCCUAGAAGGACAUGAGAAAAAGGUGUGUGGAGCAAGACUAAGGGAGUUCUUAGUUUUGAUCUCAUCUUGUCCAGGAACAGAACCAGAUGACUUCCGCCACAAGGACAUAAGAAGAAGAAGAAAACACCCUGCCAGAUCAGGUCGCAAAUGUAAAUUAAUACGGCCUCCUUCUUCACAAGUGGGGCAUAACAUGUGGCUAAGAAGAGAUGUUUCAGUUAGGUCAGACUAGAAGCCCAGCUAGGGAGAAGUCCUGAAGUCCAGCCUCUCACAGCAUCCAACCAGAUAGAUGCCUUUGGGAAGCUCACAAGCAGGGUGUGAAAGGAUAAAAACCCUCUCCUGCUUCUGCUUCCCCAGCAGCUCUUUGUGUGUGUGGGGGGGGUAGCCUGCCCUUGAACCUGGAGGCUCUAUUACCAUGGGUUGUGGUCUGCGGUUGAUAUAAGUCUCCCCUAAAUUGGCUUCUCCUCUCCUUUUAAAAGUCAUUGAAGUGAGGGGCCAUUUCCACAGCCCCUGUGGCUGUAAAUUCCUGACAAUAUGAAUGACAUAUUGUGUGUGGGGGGGGGGGAAUCCUGCCUUUUAUCUGCCCUGAGUCUACUGCCAAUCAUUUUCCCUGGGCAACUCCAAGCAAGUAAUUCUUUCUUAACAAACAGCUCCCCAUCCCCAUUCAAAGCUGGGCAGUGUGGAGCCUGAGGGAACCUUAAGAGCACGGCUGAGAUAAUGUGUGAAAAGUGCUGUGAGCAAUUAAAGAAUGCCUUGCAGCACAAAAGAUUAUUAUCUGCUGCUAUGGGUGCUCCUUGCCCUCACACGUUUUCAGUGAAAUAGCAAAGACAAAGUUUCCUCUGAACAUGCACAGGGUAUCAUUCAUGGAAAGCAGAAAGUUAAGCAGCAGGAAUUCCUGGAGGUGGGGAAUGGCUAUUUCUUUGGGAGUUAAUCUCUGCCUCUGUCAAAGGACAAUAUGGCCCUUCCUUUAUUUCUCAUCCUUCCUUUUUGCCAAAGAGCAUUGUGCAUAUUUCUGUGCUGCUUUUAUCCUCACAACAAUCCUGUGGGGAAGGCCACACUCCCUGAUCUGCAUGGCUGGGUAGGGAACGGAACCUGGGUCCCUCUGGUCCCAUUACAACACUCUGACGGAUGAGUGGGGAACAUUCACCAGUCCAAGGGCCGCGUCUCCUUGUGGGAAACCGUCUAAGGGCCACAUGCCAAUGGUGGGCGGAGCCAGAGACAAAAGUGGGCAGGGCAGCAGAUGCAGAUUUUACUCUGGGCACAGCAGGCUAGUUUUUACAUACACACUUACAUACCCAGCUCUCUCCAUGUAGGCACGUAAGAGGCAUUCCUAGAGAUCAAGGACACAUUGCAGCCACUCAAGGAAGGCGCAACGCUGGACUGGGGAGAAUGCUAAGGGGCAAACAGAGAGGGCUGCAUAAAGCCCCUAGGCCAGAGGUUGCCCACCCUGCUCCAGCCACUGCACAGCAUCACACAGACUCUCUAAUUUUAAGUGGCUUUUCUGCUCUUUUAAUUUAUUUUUCUCCCGUAAUAAAUACAUCAAUAAAAGUUGGACCAUGAAUUGUGAGCUGUGGGCUCGUUACAUUUGUUUUGCAUGUUUAUUUUUUAAAUGUUGAUUUGUGGUGGACUGUAGGUAAGCUUGUCUUUUUUUUCUUUCCCCCUUUUAGUUCUAGUGACUGGUGGAAUCGUGGCAGUUGCUGGGCAGUUCAAAAACUGGCAGUUUGCAGCCUAUUCAAUGUAUCCUUCCAUGUGAUUUCUCUCUCCUUUCUUCUCCCCCCCCAACCCCCCCCCCGAUUCUGUAGCUGCAAGAUGCCUUGUGAUUCUGUUGGUAUCACAGAAUCAAAUAGGUGGGAGGCACCUCAAAAUCCAUCUAGUCCAACUUCCUUUUGACCAGUUCCCCAGAUGGUACAGCAUGAAUAAAUAGGGGUUUUGCUUAAUCUGGACAUGUGUGUGUGUGUGUGUGUGUGUGUGCGUGCGCUUGCGGAAGUCUAGUGAUUACAAAAUUGGAAUUUCUGUAACUGAACAAUUUGGACGCUUCCCAGCACUUAACAAGAGGUGGAAGCAAGGUUCCAUUGGCCAAAUGAUGUCAAGGAAAUAAAAAAUAGUCGCUUUGCUUAAUGCAGGCGUUCUGCAGAAGUAUGAGGAUUGCAAAAUGUGGAAUUUCUGUAGCUGCACCAUGAAAAGAGGGAAGAAGGUAGGUUCUGUUUAGUAAAUGGUGUCCAGGAAGUUGCAGUUCCAUAGCCAGUCAUUGGCUGCUGGUGAAAGGGCAGAGCAGAAAGGACUGAGUUGGCUUGUAGGUUGUGCAAAGGAACAAUGUGCACAUGGAGUGGCAUCCUGCUGCUUGUGGGUUUGAGCCUGCCAGUCAGUGAGAUCAAGCUCUCUCCCAGUUCAACCAGAUGCCCUUGUGCAGUUUGGUACUUCUCAGACUCAGUUUCCCACAUGUAACACAGCAAUCAGAGGGGUUUUGUUUGCUGGAGCUGUUGAAAGGGUGAAAUGGAAUUGACCUUAUGCUCAUCUGAUCUUUGGGUUAUAGUGGGGGGAUAAAACAGAGCAGAGGAUUUGUAAAGAUCUGGCCUGAUGAGUUCAAACCAAUAUGAAAUCCAGCCUGGUCUGUUCUCUCUCCUGUCCCUGGACCAUGUGUCCAGUUUUUCUGCUCUUCUACAUCCCUCAAAACCUUGGUGUUUGCUUAAAGUGGUUUUACUCCACUCUUUAUCUGAAAAGACUCCCAGAGCAACCUAGGUGUGAUUAAUAAAAAACACGAGCAUCCCUGCCCACAGACAUGCAAUUUAAAAGACAUGGCACAAAAGGAAAAGAGGGAUGGGAUGGAAAAGGAAGAGGGCAAAAGCAAAUUUGACAACCAGUUCUUAAAGGUACAAGGGCCAUUUUAUUCCUUCAUCUGAUUCCCGGUGCCUUUGUGUGAGAAUCUCAGUCUGAUUCAGGCUAUACACAUACAGUAGUACCUUGGUUUACAACCAUAAUCAGUUCCGGAGGUCCGUUUGUAAACCAAAGCAGGUUGUAACCCAAGGAGCGCUUUCGCCAAUGGGGCCUCCAAUUUUUUAAAUUUUUUUUGGUAAUCAAAAAAAAUGGGUUGUGAUCCAAAAAAAGGUUGCAAACUGGGACACGCACUUCCGGGUUUGACAUGUUGGUAAUCCAAGACGUAUGCAAACCAAGGUACCACUGUAGUCACAUUUUGAAGGCCACAUCCACAGCAUACACUUAAGGCACUAUUAUAUCACUUUGUCAGUCAUGGCUUCCUCCAAAGAAUCCUGGGAACUGUAGUUUGUUAAGGGUGCUGAGAGCUGUUAGGAGAUUCCAUCUUCCCCUCACAGAACUACAAUUCUCAGAGUAGUUAAACAACCAAUCUUCUCAGAGUACUCUGGAAAUUGUAGCUCUGUGAGGGGAAGAAGGGUUCUCCUCACAACUCUCAGUACCCUUAACAAACAAACCUCCCAAGAUUCUUUGGGGGUAAGCCAUGGCUGCUUAUGGUGGCAUAAAAGUGAGCUAAACGUGCAGGUAUGACCCUAGUAUUUGUCUAGCGUUUUCUAUCUGCAUGCUCCCCUACAGAUAACAGGUCUCGGUCUCAAGGGGCCUACAGCCUGAAAUAGCUUGCAGCCGUUUCAGUUUUGGUAUUUUGGGGAAAUUUUUGUGUUUGCAACCACAGUGAUUGCAGAAAGGGAUGCAGGCUUUACCUCAGCGUACAGUCUGCUUCAAACAGAUCUCUCUCCAUGCCUCUUCCACCCCCUCACACAGAGGAAAGAUUGUGUUGAGACAAACAUGUGAGCUGCAUGUGUGAACUGGCUCUUUGACUUAAUAUUGCUAAGAUACAAACUUCCUCCAGGUCACUAGUGGGACUUUGGAAAUAUUUUUUCUGUUGGAAACACACACACACAAAUUGUAUAACAACAUAACAUAACAUAACAUAACAUAACAUAACAUAACAUAACAUAACAUAACAUAACAUAACAUAACACAUAACAUAAAACAUAACAUAUAUACAUUUUAAAAAACUCUUCUCUCAUUUCCCAGGACAGAGCAAAGGAGGGAUUCUGGGCUGUCCUGGAUAUCAGGGGCUACUCAGGAGAAAGCUUUCCUAGGAUAAUGGGGCACAACAGAGAUACCCCCCUUUCCUUAACCCUUUUCGCCAAAGAGCUGCUGGAGUCUUUAUAUGCCUGCUGGAGUACCCGAGGGGGAAGCGGAAAAAGGGAUCUACAAUGGAGCGGUGGUAAGUUUUUUUAAAAAAAUGUUUUAUUUUUAUUUAUGAUUUUCAGGUUUAUACAUUUCAAUAAUUUUACAGUCAUUCUAACAUUUCAAAACUUGACUUCCUUCCCCCUAUUUCUGUGGCUCCUUAAAUUUAUUUUUAAUAUCUUCUGCAUAUCCAAAUUAACUUAAUUUGAUCAUUUUUUGAUCUACUUUAAAUAUAUACCGUACUCUUAUGAAACUGCAUUACAGUAAUCCUGCCAAUGUUCUUAACUGUUUACAAUUUGUAAAUAUUCAAUAAACCAUUUCCAUUCUUUUAUAAGUAUGGUGUCUAAUGCCUUUUCAUUUUUGACCAUGAUUGUUAUUGACAUUGGCUUUCAAAAUAGGCAUUCAUUUUAGUUAUGCAGCCUUGUACCUGGUGUUGCUUGGGAAUUCUAAGAACCCAAAACUCCAGCAAACUUUUGAAAUCAAUGGUUACGUUCAGCACAUUUCCAAAAGGGUCAGCCUGCCAUCUUCCUUCAAAAUGGCAUCCAGUAGUAUCCAAACAUAGACAAAACCCUGCUCCUUGAGCUCAGGAAAUGUCUGGUUAAAAUCAAUGUAGUUUCAAAAGGUUAGGUCUGCCUCCUUCAUUCAGUAUGGCUUUUGAGUAAGCUUCUGGGUAUCACAGAACCCUUUGACAACUAGAAUCUGUGUUUGUCAUUGCACUCUCUCUUUUUACUCCCAUCCCCAACAGUGGCCAGAAGUGCUUCACAACUGUCGUGAAGGCAUUUGGACCCCUCACUAGGAAUUACUACGUCCGGGCUUUCCUGCACAUAUGGUAAAUAAUUCAUUCCGCUUCUUGACUUGUCAGCUUUUUCAGUAUUUGGGGGAAAAAAUAGACAAAACUUUCUGCUUUCUCUCUCCAGUUAACUGAUGCUCAUGUCUCAUGGAGACAUGUGUGUGUUUGUGUGUGGCCCACAUACAUGAAACUCACAUGGAAGUCUUAACUGGAUGUGGUUGGGGGGCGGGGCAUUACAGUGGGUCCCCUUUCCUUGGUUCUGCAAUGUGGGUAGGUGUUUUGUUUACUCAAUUGAAUCUUAAGACGGGUCAUAAGAUGUUGGUCACGCCUCCUCCUUACAGUGCAUUCUCCCUUUUUUAAUAAAAAAAACAACAGCAACACUGUAUAUCUGAAGGCAAUGUAGCUUAUUUAUUUAACAAGAUUGAUAUAGCAUUUAUUCCCCCCCCCCAAAAAAAAACACCCCACAAUGUUCUGGUUUAUGUAAAAUACUCAGAAGAAAAUAGCACUAAACUCAGCAGACUUUUUAAAAAGUUGACGUAAUGAAGCCAUCAAAAUGUAGAUAAAAUGGACAGUUUUUGAAACAAUAUGCAUAAUAAAAUGAUCUGUCCUGGGAGGCUUCCCAAACAGAAAAGGUUUUAGCAGGUGUCAAAAACUCUACAAUGAAGGUGGCUGCCUAAUAGGAAGCUCACCAGGUGACCUUGAGUCAGUUGCUUCCUCUUUGUGUAACCGACCUUGUUAUGUAUUGAAGUUCUCACCCUGGCCACCAGGAGUAUCAUGUAUAUAGUUUUCACUCAGGUCCACGUCAGUUACUUUAGGCGGGAAACCCUGGGUUGUUGUUGCUAAAUGUUGACAGCCGGCUGCCUAUAAAAGCAGGCCGGCUGAGCUAUUUGCUGUUCAGUUCUGUUCCAGCUUACACAUAAAGAGCUGCUUUGGAGAAAUCGCUGCGUCGUCUGCUAUGUCUACCCACUAUUUAACAGACCUCGCAGGAUCAUUAAAAGAGGGGGAGAACCGCGUACGCCACCUUGAACUGCUUGGAAAGAAAUCUGGGUUAUAAAUGCAAUGAAUAAUAUUAACAGUUCCUUUUCGGAUCCUGGCCAGUCAGCUGGCAAGACUGUUCUUAAAGUAGGAGGGUCGGGCACAAGCUACUGCUUUAACCUGACAACCCAUUUCAUGCAUUUAUCUUAUUCAGAACAAAAGAUGUAUGUCACGGGGUGCAAAACUAACCUCUUGACCUCCAGAUCCCGCCAGCGUGGCCAGUGGUCCAAGGAUGAUUGAAGACUCAUAACAUUUGGAGACCUGUUGGUUUCCCAUCCCUGACAUACAAUGUUCUGAAGAAGUGUCUGGGCAGAAAUCCCUUAAAUGUCUGGGGGUGGGUGGGGAGAUUUUCACCUUUUGAAAUAUGGGAACCCUGUUACCUGCAUCCAUUAGAGCAUCACAAGAUGGCAUUAAAACAUUCCACACAUAAAUCCAGGCAUUGGGAGGAGACUGCCUAGCUGGACUGCUGGGAUUCUUGGAAGGAAUGGCGCAACACAGGUGAUGCUCUGCUUAUUUCAUUGGUGGCUGGUGCCCAUUGAGACUGGAUAGGGCAGAAGGCAGAGAGGUCAACAGUAGGUGGCGCCAGAGCCAACUAAUUCUAUCUUUGUCCCCAUCAUCCUUCUGCUGAGUUCAUUGCAUUAUGGUUUAUAUGUAAAUUGAUUUGAUAAGCUAUCAUAGAAGUGAGAAGUGGCUUAUAGAUUCUCUAAAACAAAUACAAAUAAAUCUCUCUCACUUAUUCCUUUUGCAGCUUGGCUGUUCCAGCAGCAUUUUUACUGGCCACGAUCCUCGGCACAGUUUGUCUCGCCAUUGCAAGCGGCAUUUACUUACUGGUAAGUAGCCCCCGCCACAACCCCCAUUUGACUCCUGAAUUAACAACAGCAACAGUAAUAAUAUAUACAAAGAUGUCAAAUAGUUAAAAUGAUUUGUAGCUAAUGGAUCAUCCAGUGUUUAGUAAACUGAAUGAUUGAUGAGUUAAAUUUAAAUAAAUGUGCAUUUUACCACAGUGUCGUUCUAGGUGUCCUUUUAAGAUAGUCAAGGAGAAAAUGGAAUAAAUAUUUGUUUUUUGUGGGAGGAUGGUCUUGGAGGAUUAUUAGGUCCUUGUCCUGGGAGUUUCUUGUAAAACAGAGUCGCCCCUGUUUUAAAGCUUCAGUCAUUUUGCACAAAGGAUUCUCCCGUAUAAUUUUUGCAAAGAUCCAGGGCUCAGCUGUCUGAUGGUUUUAGGCUGCAGGAUCUGCAAGGCAACCUUUCCUUCCUGCAAUCCUUUGCUUCAGAGCCUAGGAAUGACUAGCAGCCCUCUAGCUCCCUCUGCUGGUCAGAGCUCAUGCUACCUUUAAAUACAAAAUAUGUUACUUCAAAUUGAUAAUUGAGCAUAUUCCAGUAUUUCAUGUGGAGCAAGAAAUGACGGUGUACAUCCUGGGGUUUAUGAUGCCUAGUGUGGUGUGGCAAUUAGAGAGUUGGAUGGAAGAAACCUGGGAGACCAGGGUUCAAAUCCGCACUCAGGAGGCUUACCUUGGGCCAGUUACCAACUCUCAGCCUAACCUACCUCACAGGGUUGUUGUGGGACUUGAAUAAGGAGUAGGAGGAGAAGCAUGUGUGCCACUCUGAACUCCUUGGAGAAGAAGGUGGGAUAUAAAAGCAGUAAAAAUAUGAUGAUGAUGAUGAUGAUAUUAUAUUAGUAUCUCAUUUUCUUAUAAGUUUUUGUAGAAUGUGUAUAAUUUAUGUGGUGUAAAAAGCUUGUUUAAUCUUAACUGGGCAUUUGCUAUCACUUAUUUGAGUCUAACAAGAUAAUUCAAUUUUUAAAAGUGCUGAGGCCUCAGCUUUUUACCCCGGACUUUGGCAUCUGAGAGAAUAUAUUUUUAGAACCCACACUCUUCUCUUCACAAUGACAUUUAUUUUUAGAUUCCUGUAACCCAUCCUGAGACCUUAUGGUGAAGGGCAGGGAAUAAAUCAAAUAACCAUAAUCAGAAAUGAAUAGUGAAAAUGUUUUGUAUCCAACUGACAUUUACUCGGAGUAGACCCAUUGAAAUAAAUAGUUACAUCCCUUAAUUUCAAUGGUUGUACUCUGAGCAUGACUUACAUUGGAUACAACAUAAUAAUAGUAAUAAGUCUCUCCAAGGCAGAAAUUUACUCAUUUUUCCUCUAGUAAAGAUUCAACACAUUUCCCCACUUCCUCUCAAAUCAUUAUUAUUUGUUUUCAAAUGUGAUACAAAAGUAAAAAUAAAAUAAACAUCGAACAAAAAUACGAUGCAGGUCCAUCGAUGCAUAAAGGGCAUCAAGAAAAACGGAAACAACUUUUUAAAAAAAUACACAGUUUCUGUGCAAUGAACUCAGUGAGGUCAGCUGGCUGGCUUACAUUGCCAUCAGACCGACAGACUGGGGUGGGAGGGAUGUGACUUGAAUGGAGGCUAUGGACAGAAUGAGUCUUUGACAGAACAGAGAUUUGCAUCAGGGUUUAAAUUCUGCCUUGAAGUAUCAGUCGCUGGGAAUUGCUGGUGUAGAAAGCGCUGUUAGACACUCAGGUUGUGCUUGAGGAUUUCCCUGUGAGAAUAGGAUGCUGGACUAGAUGGGCCUUUAGCCUGAUCAGCAAGGGUCUUCUCAGGUUCUUUAUGUUCUUAUACUGAGUCCAACCAUUUAUUCCUCUAGUUCAGCAUCAUCUACACAGAUGGGCAGCAGCUUUCAGGGUUUCAGGCAGGGGACGAUUCCCAGCCUUACCUGGAAAUGCCAGGAGCUUCUGCAUGCAAGGCAGAUGCUCAACCUCUGAGCUAUGGCAAGGACAAUAUAGGGAACUUAGGAAGCUUCUUCUCCUGAGUCAGGCCAUUGGUCCAACUAGCACAGUAUUGUCUACACUGACAGGCAGUGGCUCUCCAAGGUUUCAGGUGGGAGUCUCUCCCAGCCCUACUUCUGUGGUAGAUCAUCUGCUUUACAUAUUGAAGUUUCCAGGUUCUAUAUGUGGCGCCUCCAGGGAGAAUUAGAAAUGUAGCCUUGCCUGAAGCCCUGAGGUGCUGUUGACAGUCAAUGUGGACAAUACUGAGCUAGCUCAACUAAUCUUGUCCGACUUUGUGUAAGGCCUCAGACGCUCCUGUGAACCUGGGACCAUGUGCAUGCAGAAAAUAAAAAUAAAAAUGGGUUUUGCCCUUGAGAUACCCUUUCCCCCUUCAUAUCUCUCUGGGCUUUUUCCUCCAGGCUGCCAUCCGUGGCGAAGAGUGGCGUCCCAUCGAAGUGAGGCAACGGGAAGCGCUACAAAUAGGAGCCACAAUUAAACACCCUCCAACCAACCCACCCCCACGGCCGCCAGCUGAGGCUCGCAGAAAGCAAGCGGGCGAGGUAGAAGCUGCAGCCCAGGAUAACCCACUGCCUGUUGUCAUCGAGGCUGAAUGAAUGACAGGCCGGGCUGGUGCCCUCGAAGGAGCCUGAGGGGGCUUCUUUUGCUGUGCUCGGAGCAGUGGGGGAGGAGUGGCCAUUUUGUGGUUGAUCUUCGGAUAUUGUCCUCCUCUUCCAGCUCUGUUGUCUGCCUCUACAGAUGCUUCUCCACAAGCCAGAUUCUCCUCAGUCCUGUCACUUCCCCCAGUUUGUUCCUGGCCAGGUAGCUGCCAUGCUUGUUUCACGACAGGGCCCAGCGGCGGCCAUAUUGUUCGCCUCCAGAAUACCCAUUGGAGAAUUGUGAAGCUCCAGGCAGGGAUGACUCCAGCCGGCAUCCUGAGAGUGGCAAUGGCUUUCUCUUUUCUUCAUGGGGAACCUUCCGUUCUCUCUAGGAUUCCCCAUGUUUUUACUUUGUAAUAAAAAUUACCUGGUUGGUUGGUUGUCUUCUUUGUA
Molecule: messenger RNA, 14136 nt
Organism: Podarcis lilfordi (Lilford's wall lizard)
Lineage: Eukaryota; Metazoa; Chordata; Lepidosauria; Squamata; Lacertidae
Source: the annotation of a GenBank genome assembly